GUUUCCUAGUGCCUAGCGUGGGCGGGAAAUGACCUCUCCUGGAGACAAAAACAGCACAUGCAGAGCUGACAACGCAUCACAGAUUUCAGUCAUUCCAGAAUCCGCACCAAGUGCACAAAUACACUCUUCCAGGCUCGGACAUAUUAACUUUCGACGCAUAAUGGCACCCGCUCGGCGUGAUGCUUACCGGUCUGCAGGGGGACCACGCGGGGGCGACACAAAAGUUCAUAGAGCACAGGAAACAUGCAUGAAGUGCGCUCGUAUCGUGAGCCGUUUUGUAGGAACAUUUUUUAUCUUCAUUCCAAAAAACAACACAGGUCCGCUUCCGGGUUCCGACACUCGACACCUUCCGGUCAUUUUGCUCAAAAUCCAGCAGUCAUAA
This is a messenger RNA of Amoebophrya sp. A120, 382 nucleotides long. The record is from the annotation of a GenBank genome assembly. Lineage: Eukaryota; Dinophyceae; Syndiniales; Amoebophryaceae.